UAGUUAGGCCAGAGCAAGGAUGUAAACAUUGAGUUCACUCAACUUGGGUUUGUUAUGGGGAAUCAUUUCAGUAUUUUCCUGUUCCAUUCGUUAAUUCAAGUAAAAGGGAGGGGUGUGUGUGUGUGUGUCAGUCGUCAACGCAAUGAUUUAACGAUUUUUCCAGGGUGGUCUGUGACGUGGCCUGUAAAAUGUUUCCAUCUACUGGAGCUAUAAAUAGAGCUGGGUCACGUGAUCGGCCACACAGUUUACACACAAACCAGACGCACACACUGUCGAGACUGAAUCACGCAGUCACUCCACGCACGCGUUCUACCUGUCCCUGUGAGUAUUUGAGUGAAAUUUAGGAGAGGAGGACGCCACACGGCAUAUACUGCAGUACGCACACGCACAUCCUGAACCCCUCGCUUAGGGGGCGGAGUGAAAGAGGAGGAAGCUGGAAAGGAAGGUGUGAGUGUUGAACGUCAACGUCCGAGGGAGGAACUGUGAGGCCACAUUGUCCGGCUGCAGAGGGCGCGCGCCGAGCGUCUCGUCUUGUGUUAUUGAUGAGGAAGUGGUGUUCACUAUGGGUCACUGAUAUCCCCGCUAUAGUCGAUCAAGAUCUACUCUGAUAGCUGCACCAUGGCACACGUAGGCAACGGAGCGGCUGGAGAGGACGAGGAGUGCUUUGAAGAUGCCUUUGAGCGAAUACCCGUGGCCGGUCAAAUGGACUUGCGUACAGCCAUACAGGAGACACAGUGUGCUCUCAAUCUGGUCCUCAACAACAAGUUUAAUGAAGCCCUGGAGCUGCUAAAACCAUGGUAUAGAGACAGUAUGUACCACGCUCUGGGCUACAGCAGCAUCCUAGUGAUGAAAGCUGCCAUGACUUUUGAACAUCAGGACAUCCAGGUCGCCAUGGCAACCAUCAAGGACGCCCUCAACACCUGCCAGAAGUUCAGGAAGAGAAGCUCAGUGGUUGGUUCUCUGUCAAAGCUGGUCAGCAUGCAGUCCCAUGGAGGAGCUCCUGAAGAGGAGAUCCACGCUGAACUCUGCUAUGCUGAGUGUCUACUCCAGAAGGCUACGCUAACGUUUGUGCAGGAUGAAAAUAUGAUCAGUUUUAUUAAAGGAGGAAUAAAGAUCAGGACCAGCUAUCAGAUCUACAAGGAAUGUCAGAACAUGCUAAAUGCCAAUCAGGACCAGGCAGCCAGCUCUGAUUCGUUCACACAGUUUGAGGGCGGGGUCAAACUCGGCAUAGGAUCUUUCAAUUUGAUGCUUUCCCUCCUGCCACAAAGGAUUCUCCGAUUGUUGGAGUUCAUAGGAUUCUCAGGGAAUAGGAACUUUGGUCUGAGUCAGCUGAUGGAGGGCUCAGCCAAUCACAGCCUGCGUUCCAUCCUCAGUGCUCUGACGCUCCUCUUCUACCACACCUACGUCUCUCUGAUCCUGGGAACAGGUGAGGGGGACCUGGUCGAGGCGGAGGCCCUGCUUGAACCCUACCAGCAGAAAUACCCUAAGGGUUCCAUCAUCCUCUUCUACACUGCUCGUAUCUCCGCUCUCAGAGGAGACUUUGAACAGGCCCAGAGCCGGUACGAGGAGUGCCUGGCAGCGCAGAACGAGUGGCUGCAGAUCCACCACCUGUGCUACUGGGAGUUGAUGUGGUGCCACUCGUACCGGCAGCAGUGGCAGCAGGCCUACACCUACGCUGACCUGCUGUGUAAGGAGAGCCGCUGGUCCAAGGCUAUCUAUGUGUAUCAGAAAGCAGCCAUCCUGAGCAUGAUGACAGUGGAGGAGGUGAAGCAGACUGGAGAGGACCUGGUUCAGCUCUUCAGGAAGGUGGAGGGUCUGAAGCAGAGGCUGGCAGGGAAGUCCAUCCCCACAGAGAAGUUUGCCAUCAGGAAGUCAAGACGCUACAACGCUGCUGAGCCGGUUAGCCUGGUGCUACCUGCCCUGGAGAUGAUGUAUGUAUGGAACGGGUUCUCCAUCGUGGGGAAGAGGCCUGACUGUACCGAAGCCCUCCUUGUUACCAUAGAGACGGCCGAGGCACACCUUAAAAACAACCCUAGUCCAUCAGAGUACCACCCAGAUGACUGCUGUUUGCUCCAGAUGUUGAAAGGCCUCUGUCUCAAACAUCUGGGGCGUCUGCUGCAAGCUGAACUCUGCUUUACGCAAGUCCUGUCUAGCGAGAGGCAGAUUCGGUAUGACCACUACCUGGUUCCGUUCAGCCUCUAUGAACUGGGUCUGCUCUACAAACAGCAGGGAGACAUUGCCAAAGCAACAUCUUACAUCGAGAAUGCCAAGAGCAACUAUAAGGACUACUCCAUGGAGUCCCGUCUGCACUUCAGGAUCCACGCGGCCCUCAACAGCCUCAGAGGAACCCCUGUCAGCACACCUUAACCCCCGCUCCCUUCAGCCCG
Gadus chalcogrammus (walleye pollock) is the source of this 2387-nucleotide messenger RNA. Its product is annotated as tetratricopeptide repeat protein 39B. The transcript is spliced from 19 exons. NCBI's taxonomy places the organism in Eukaryota, Metazoa, Chordata, Actinopteri, Gadiformes, Gadidae. Bases 619 to 2367 code for a protein of 582 amino acids. Gene Ontology annotation, molecular function: protein binding. The record is from RefSeq and is a predicted model, not a curated record.